AUGUCACAAGGUCGUAAGGCAGCAGAAAGAUUAUCAGGCAAGACUAUUUUCAUCACAGGAGCAUCAGCAGGUAUUGGACAUGCUACCGCAGUAGAAUAUAUGGAUGCAUCCAAUGGUGAAGUGAAGUUAAUAUUGACUGCCAGAAGAUUGCAAAAGUUACAAACCAUUAAGGAUGAGUUAUUGAAACAUUAUCCUCAGGGUAAAAUUUUCAUUGCUAUGUUGGAUGUUAGUCAAUUGGAUACCAUUGAACCAUUUUUAAAAUCUUUACCUGAUGAAUUUAAAGAUAUUGAUAUCUUGGUUAAUAAUGCAGGGAAGGCAUUAGGUUCAGAUCUAGUGGGAAAUAUUGAUGUUAAUGAUAUUAAGGGGAUGAUGGAUACUAAUGUUCUUGGAUUGAUUAAUAUUACUCAAGUCGUAUUGAAGAAUGUCUUCCAAAAGAAAAAUUCUGGUGAUAUUGUCAAUAUCGGUUCUGUAGCAGGUAGAGAUGCAUACCCCACUGGGUCCAUUUAUUGUGCAAGUAAAUUUGCUGUGAGAGCAUUCACUGAAAGUUUAAGAAGAGAAUUAAUUAAUACUAAGAUUAGAGUCAUAUUAAUUGCUCCAGGGAUCGUGGAAACUGAAUUCUCGAUGGUUAGAUAUAAGGGUGACACAGAUCGUGCUAAAAGUGUAUAUGAAGGUGUCAACCCUUUAUUGCCUGAAGAUGUAGCUGAUUUAAUUGUUUAUACAACUUCAAGGAAGUCAAAUACUGUUAUUGCAGACACAUUAAUCUUCCCAACAUCACAAGGUUCAGCUUUCCAUGUUAGUCGUGAGACAAAAUGA
Molecule: messenger RNA, 813 nt
Organism: Naumovozyma dairenensis CBS 421
Lineage: Eukaryota; Fungi; Ascomycota; Saccharomycetes; Saccharomycetales; Saccharomycetaceae
Gene: ORA1
Product: oxidoreductase
Exons: 1
Coding region: 1-813 (270 amino acids)
Cellular component (GO): cytosol
Molecular function (GO): oxidoreductase activity
Source: RefSeq, a predicted model, not a curated record